Messenger RNA from Echinococcus granulosus, 3243 nucleotides. RefSeq names its product Negative elongation factor B. The coding region runs from base 1 to 3243 and encodes 1080 amino acids. Gene Ontology annotation, biological process: negative regulation of DNA-templated transcription. NCBI's taxonomy places the organism in Eukaryota, Metazoa, Platyhelminthes, Cestoda, Cyclophyllidea, Taeniidae. The transcript has 9 exons. Gene Ontology annotation, cellular component: nucleus. The record is from RefSeq and is a predicted model, not a curated record.
AUGGACAACGAUGGGAAGAAACCUUUUGCUUUUCCCGUAAUGAAAAAGUCAAUAGAAGAGUUGUUCAUGAACGGAACGACUAGCAAGGAGGAUAUAGAGCGUUUUCAAGAAAAGUAUUGGGAACAAAUGGUGCCGAAUUUCAGUCAGGCUCUCAAAAUUCUUGACCUUCACGAUGUUAGUCGUCAUAGCGUUCUAUGGAACAUAAACGAUCGCCUUUUGGAAGCUGUUAAGUCGCGCAUUUUGGCGAAAGCCGCCGAGGGGGGCGAUGAUAAAAAACACCAAAAGCUCUGGCAAAAGUUGAUUCGUACUGGCAUGAUCUAUAUUCAUCAUCCAUACAUGCGGUCAGCUAUUAUGAUGGUUCUUGGGCAAAUGAACUCAAUUAAAAGUCGUUACGUCUCCUUGAUCGUUGACAACAACUAUCUGUAUAAAGAUGCCCCUCUUCCAGUCCUUCGUCAUAUUUGGAUGACUAAUCAAAAAAAAUUUAAAGAGGAGAUAAUGAACGUUUUGAACGCCUAUCAAAAUGCAAUGUCAGAGGCACUACUCGAUUCUCUUUUGGCUUCUGUAACUUCAGCCAAUGCUGACACCUUGCCUAUUCUCUACUGGCCCCAACGUCGGCGUCGGAAAGACCUGUCUUUGAUAAAAAUUGUCGAAAUGAUAGGAGAAAACGAGAAUCUUUAUGAAAAAGCGCUUGAAAUUUUGCGGGAGGAGAGUGUAAAAUAUCAACAGUUGAUAGAAAAGUCUGCCACCCGUAGAACAGUUUCGACCAGUGAAUGCAUCAAGAAGCUCACGGAUAGUAAGGCAGGCAAAGGUGGUAGUCAAAAGAAGGAGGAAAGUGUUACAUUUCACCACAUUUUCAUUUCGCCCGCCCUUCUGCCUGCCCCGCAGUCUUUAGCGGCCGCACUGCUCUGCACCCUUCGUUUUGAUCUCCUUAUGAGCUUCAUCGAGGCCAAGCUGGACCGGAUUUGUGUAACAGAUCCGAUCCAUCACUUUGUCUGGUGCAUGGAUGCCUGCAUCAAGAGCAAGCGGAUCGACCGUCGUCAUGCCAAUGAGCUGGCAGCUCAUUUGAACCGACACCACAGGCGCCAUUCCAUCCAUUUGUCUCUCUCCUCCGAGAUUGGACUGGAUCAGGAUACUUCUGAGGACUGGGCCCCCAACUUAGAUGAACGUGGAGGUCGAAAAAAGUCGAUGAGAACUCAAAGAGCUGGCGAGAAACGCGCGUUGGAGGAGGUGGAGGUGGACUCAGAUGAUGGGCCAUCUAAAUCGGAUCAGGGAGUUUUAGCCUUCCAACGGUUUGCUCGAUUUUGGAAUCUCAUGCCGUAUUUUAGAGAUAUACAGAUUGUAUGUCGUGAUCCCUGGGUUGUGUACACCGUGUGUUCCUCCCUCCUCAGGGUUGUUAUAACGGGUUUAUAUGAUGAUAAGUCACCUAAGAGCAUCCCUGAAGUUCCAUUUCUCGUUCAUUUGCUAAUGCGAGGCUUGGAGAGUGAUUUGUGCCUACCGGAGGUGGUUUUGAACAAGGAGAUAUCGAAAUCAGAGCCGAAGAAUAAGCGAUCCCGUAAGCACGUGGUCCAUGAAGAAUCGCCAACUCCACCGCCGCAAUCAAAGUUGGACCCAGCGACGGUUCUCAUCACCCAAGUUCUCCCAGCCGCAGCGCAGCUCCAUCUCACCACCUGGCGUAGCCAGGUUUGUGAAGAAAUUCGUAGCAUAGCGAAUCGAAUUUGGCCCAAAUCCGGUGCUGGCGGAAGCGACUCCUCCUCCCACUUGCGUCCCUCUGCCACAUGGCAACGUCGUCUUGAUGCUGCUCAGCCUAUAAACGUUGCGAUUUCACCCGCCUAUUUGGCUCAUCCGGUGGGACAUUUUUUCCUCCAAUAUCACGCUCUCUUUGCACUGGAACGUCGUGAAUGGACGGUUCUCCGAGCUCUCCUCAAGGCUGCAGCAGGGGCUGCUCAAGCAAGACCCUCAAAAGCGCCCCGUUCAUCGAAAUGUGUAUCUUCUUCACCGAUGCCUGCGUCUUUAAACCAGCUCACAAUCGGAUUCCGCUGGCGUCCGGAUUGUCUGCAAGCAAUUUCAUUAGGAAUUGCAUCUCUGCCUGUCUCCUCGGACGACUCAACAACAGGAAGUGGUGCGUCGGUUCCAUCAACGCCUGCUACGUCUGACGGAGGCAGUGGUAGUGGAUUUAUGUCGGAAAAGUCGUCUGCCGGAGCCACUGAUCCCUCCCCGGCUUCCUCCACAACAGGUGCGACCUCGCCCCUCCCUUCUGCCACAGCUGUGUCCACCAUUGCAAAUAAUGCUAGCUUUUCCACUGUGACUCGCGCGGAGCUAGCUAGCCUGCUCCGCACCAGCCUGCCUCUUCAAAGCGAUCUCCAACUCCUGGUUCUUGCACAGUGCGCUAGGUUGGUCCCUGCAACACCCUCUACUCCAACCACCCCAGGCUCAACGGGUGCGGUCACUCCGAUGCCGAAUUUCUUCUCCACUACCGAAAUGGGGGUGUCUACGAAUGUUGCACCUCGAAGUGUUAGUGAAAAGGAGAGAUUACUCAAUGCUUUGUCUCGGCACGUGGAGUAUCCGCCCCAAGAAAGUAGUAGUGGUGCGGGAGAGGAUCAUUCUGUAGUCUCUCCUCCUCUCACACCUACGGGAUUCAAAUCGUCCAACGCGAAGGUUGUGGAAGCUCUCGAAACUCUUCGGCGGGAGUUGGAACGAUCCACAUCCGCCGGGACGAUUUCAAUGAUGGGGACAUCGAAACUGGCUUCUGGAAUGUCGGCAACACCGCUGAGUCCGUUGAGUGGUGGAGGAACAAUGUCGCAGCAGCAGUGUGGGAUGGCUUUACCGAGUAGACUUAUGCCACCUCCAAUGCGUUUUGUCCCACGCUCUGGUGGAGCUCGCUACGUGGCAGGGAUGAAUACGUUCCCCAUGGCAACACCUCUAACCAAUCCUGGGUUGUCAAUGCCUCCACCGCCGUCACCACUAGCACCCCCGCCUGGGAGACUCCUGCCGUCGCCACCGUUAGCGGAUUAUCGACCGCCGUCGCCCGGUGUCGACGCAUCUUCGGCAGUUGCUGGAAGCGGUAGCACUGGCAGUAGUUAUCCCACCUAUGCGACUCCAAUGGGAACAGAUAUGGGGGAGGGAGGAUGUGGAUUGGGCAGCUACUCGGUGUCAUUGUCACCGACUGGAGAUUUAAGGCGCUACGCUGCUCCGAUGGAAUCACAUUCGCCGUCAUCACCGCCGCAGCCGCCGGCAUCACCGUGA